AUGCAAAGUGAACAAGGAAUUAGCAAAGUGGUUAUGACUGGUGGUUCUAAUAUGCCUGUUCCUCAAUUAUUGUCAAUGACUGGAGAUCUUAAAAUACAACGAACUCGCAAAGUUCUUUUGAUCAUACUUGGCAUUUUACUUGCUCUUUCUCUGAUCAGUACAAUAACUGCAAUUUAUGGAAAUCGAAUUGGAGAUGGUAUAAAAGAGACUCAUGGUGGUAUGCAAUUUGGUCAAUCUCUUAUUUCAGUUCUUUUCUAUGGAUUUGGAAUAUUCGUUGCUUAUCGAUAUUAUGAAACUGGAUUACGAGUGGUAUGUUUUGUCUGUUAGCUUUUAUUAAAUGAAAAGUUCUUAUAAUAAUGUUUGAAGCAAGUCAAGUUUCUUUUAACUUUAAAAACUUUUUAGAACAAAUCUUUCAUCGAUUUAAACAUAAUAAAUAAUGAAUGAAAUACUUUCUAAUCAUGAGUUAUUGAUUAUAAAUAUACCUCAAAAAUCUCUUUCGAAAACAUAUCUGUUGAAAGUAUUCUGAUCUAAGCACUUGAAUGAAACGAACAAUGACUUUUCCUGUUAACUUUACAAAUAGUUUUAUGUUAUUGAAGUUAUUCGAUGUUUUUUGAUAAACGAUUGAUAUUCAUAUAAAAUUGAUUGAUAGAAUUGAAUGAUCUAUUUGAAAUGUCUGACAUUAAGUAGAUAGGAAUCAUUCAUACAUUUAGCAAUGCAAUUCAAAAGUUUGUCAGAAGUCUUAUAAAGAAAUACAGUGCAACAAUUAGUUGAUUAGUGAUUUUCUCUUGUGCUAUAUCUCGGUUGAUCUCUAUUUGUUUUUCAUUUGUCUUACAAUUUAUAUUUGUUCUCUAAAAGAUUGUAAGCAAAACUAUUUGUGUACAUAUAUAUUAAUACAAAGUUAUAUCGAAAUCAUUUUCGACGAGAAACUUUCUAUUGAUUUAAUUUUUGUUAUUUAUUGAAGUCGAAACUAUGGACAAAACUAAUGAAUUUCAAAAUGAUAAGAUCAUGGUUCACAGUAAAAAAAAAUCUAUCAAAAACCGACUUUUGACAGUUUUAGCUGUUUCGAGAUCUUACAUAUACGCAUUGAUAUUCGAAAUUUCUUGAAAAAAGCUGAAACAACAUGUUCCAUCAAAAUUCGUACAAUAAAAUAUUCUUAUUAAAAGUGAAAUUUUCUUGUUUUAUCUUUAGUUUGCUGGGCUGAGUAUAAUUAUACUGAUUACGAUGGCUAUUUUAAUUGUAUUUCUUCUCUUUGCUGGUAUCGCUGCUUCAGCUACCGGAAACUUUUCUAAUGAUGAUAAGAGCCAGACUCUUACGCUAGGUGUUUCAAUAGGUAUCUUAGCAAUUGUUCUUGCUUGCAUUGCUCGUCUGGUGCUUACAGUAACUAUUUUAUCUCAUUCAUUUUUAUUAAUAUUAUACUUAUUUUAUUUUCUAGAUAAUCAUUAUUAAAUUUUCCUUCAAAUUGGCUACACUCAUUGAUGUCAGAAGAUCUUUUGCCACUCAACAACCCAACAUAUGGUUUACUCAAUAGUUUAAUCAUAUUAAAUUUUUCACUUUUUUUUGUAGCUUCUCAUUUCCUAUUUCUUUCUUCCCUAGAAAUCUCAAAAAUAAAUGUCGAAGAUCUUUUCCUGAUCGAUAACUUGUUGAAUACAACAAUUUUUUAUACUUUGAGAUAAUGUUCCAUGACAAAUAUCAGUCUCUUAUACUUACUAAAUAGAAUAAAAUAUAGUUAAAGCUGUCCUCAUAUUUCAUUAACAUUAUGAAUAUAACUUCUGGAAAUAAGUGAACAAACGAAUCGAUUCAUUGUGAUACAUAAUAAAAAUCUAUUAGAACCGUCGUUUAACAAUUAUUUUCUGCUAUUUUUUACAGCAGCCUUUUUAUUCUAUUCAGAGAUAUAUGUUGAUCAUCAGUCAAAAUAGUACUGCUGUCAAUGUAGAUAAUAAUAUUCAUUAUGGUACUUCGUAUCUCAAGUUGUGUACGUCUUAAACAUAAGAAAAACUUGAAUAUCAGAUAGAGAUAAACAUAAAAUAAAUAAAAAACAAAGAUAUUAGGGAUAGGUAUGAGAGAAAAAACGAAUUGAGAUAACGAAUGAGAAUGCUAUCAUCAUUGAUAUAUCAAUAGUGCCCAUAAUAUAAGUGUCCAUGACGACUAUGUUUUCUAUUUUACUUUUACAAAAAAUAUGUGAGGCUUCCUUUUUCUUAGAUUACAUAUAUUCAUUUUUGAAUUCAUUUUCUAUAACAAUACAAGUCAAAGGUUACUGUACUUAGAUCCUUACGAGAAGUCUGAUGAGUUUGACUAGAUUUGGAACAAAUCAAAAGUAAUAUUUUCUGAAAAAUUUGAGUCCUGACUUCAGGAAAAUAUUUAAAGAAUAAUCAAAUUAAUAGAGUGAUCACAACAUAUAGAACUGAUAUGAUAUCGCUUGGCGUACUGUUGUAUGAUGAUAUAAUUAUGAAGAAACAUUGAAGAUGAAAGUCAUAAUUCGCAUAUCUACAUCAGAGAUAAUUGAUUAAAAUCAAUAAAGAAUGCUUUUAUCUAUGUAUGAUCAUUCAUCGAACUUUGUAUAACUUUUUUUUUCCAUAAAUUUUGUUUCCGACCACAGUUAGAAUAGUUAAAUCUUUUUUGAUUGGACACAACCGGCAGAAAACCACACACUAAGAGGUUUUUGAUUAAACAGAUGGACAAACAACUUUCAAUUCGUCAUAAAUGAUCGUAUAUCACCGAGAAAAUCAUUUUUAACAAGUAAAUGUUUUUCAAAAAUAAUAUCUAUAGGAUUCUGCCCAUAGUUUUUCGAAGAGUAUUUUUUGAAAAAUAUUUUGAGUUCUGUAUCAUUUGACGUAGUCUAAUAUGCUCAUUCUGUAUAUCACAUUAAUGUUUCUUCAUAGUAUAAUAUGGAUGCUUAAAAUAGAAUUUUGGGGGGUCUCUUAUAUAGUUACGAAGACAUUUCACAGGUUGAUUCGAUGGCUACUAUUAGGUUACAUAUGGAGAAAUAUUGGAUAAAAAUUUGAGCUCAAUCAGAUGUUGUCAUUCUAUACGCUUUAUAGUAUACGAAAUAGUUGGAGUUCAGAUAGGUUUUUCUAACAGAGACACUUCGUUUUGUGGCUCAUUUUAAAUUGAAUUAGGCUCAAGUUUUUUUUUUACAAAGUCCACAGCUGAUCAAGUUUUUUGUGAUGCUGCUUGAUGAUACAAUAUUUUUUUUGUAUUGUCAAAUAACUUGUCUUUAUUUAGUUAUAUGAGUUUAUGAGUUAAAGCCAUCGUGUGCUGAUUUCUAGACGUCUGUAAAACUAUAAUGAUCUUGUUCAUAUCUGUCAUAUAUUCUUUCUCCACAGCGUUUUCACUUUUAUCCAAUGGUUAUUAUGAUAUAUUUUUGAAAAUUAUUGCAUUUUUCGUUUAUAUAGCCUAUGUCAAGUAUUUAAAAAAGUCGAUCUCAAUCUAUUUAAGUCGUAGCAAAAUUAAACUUUUAUCUAGAGCAGUGAGCAAAAGCGUAUCACAAUCUCUGUGUUUUAUAGAUUGCAAUAUUUUUUAUCCAAUUCAUUUUCGAUUUCAAGGUUGACAUGAACACUUUAUUUUAAUAUAACGUGUCGUCAAUAUUUGCUUUAAUUGACAGUUCUAAAGUAUUUUCAUGAUAUCAACCAAUUCGACAGCCAAAUUAGUCGACAAAUGAUUCCAUUUUUUUCUUGCUGCAACACACGAACCAUUUGAAUGUUUUCACCCCUUAUUCGACAUUUUACUAUCGAUCAAACAUUUUCUAUUGAGCUUUGAUCCGCUGAUGUGGCAGACCAGGGUGAGACUUGGAAUUGAUAGUCAUCCUUUCAUUUGUUUUCCAUCGAAAUGUUAUACUAAGGAUCAUCGUCCCUCUGUAAAAUGAUGCUAGAGUGUAAGAAGAAGGCCAUUUUCAUAGAUAUUCCACAUAAAAUCUCUGUGCAACUUGUGCUCGAAUGGAAUAAGUUCUCCAAAACCUUGUUUUGGAAAAUAGCCCCAUACAUGCAGCUUAUUAAAGUGCUUUCAAGUAUGAAUAGUUUUAGUAACACUUCUGAUAUUGCCAUCCUUCUUUUCGUUCAAUCUUAAUUCCAUAGGUUUUCUCACUAGUAAAAAUGACAUUGUCUCUAUUGAAAUUCUCGUGUUAGUCUGUCCAUAAAAAAUUGUCUUUCCCGAUUUUCUUUCUCAAAUCGUGGCUUUGCCAAAGGUAGUCCGUAAGUGUCACCAUUCACGCGCAAUCGAGGUCUUCCACUUCUUGCGUCAAUAUUCACGCUAUCUUUCUUCAGAAUAUUGGAGAAACCAUUCGAUGUGACGUCUUGCUUGCGUUUGUCUAUCAUAAUGAUCUUUGAAUCAUUUUUCUUAGAUGUAUUACUUGGUCGACCUAUUCAUGGAGAAUCGGAGAGAUCUUCUUCCUUCUACCAACGAUCUAACUAAUAUCAUAUGGCCUUUCGGUCGCAACCAAUAUACUUUGACAUACCUUGGUUUGACAUUUCGGAGUUCAUGGAAUGAAGUUCAAGAAAACCAAUUUCGUAACGUUGUGACAUUGAAAGUCACAUACAGUAUGUUGCACUCAAAAUAAAAGGAAAAAAGUGAACGCUCGAUAUUGAUCUAUAUGUUAUACAUGAUUGUUGUUCGAAUUUGAUUGGGUCGAGUCCAUAAAAAAAUCAGAACAACUUAGGAGAAGACAGAAGACUUUGUCGACUGAUUUAGCUGCCAAAUUGGUCGAUAGCAUGAAAAUACGUAUAGAACAGUUGAUUAAAGCAAAUGAUCACUACACGUUGUAUUAUAAUAAAGUGCUCAUAUCAAUUUUGAAAUCAAACAUAAAUUUGACAAAAAAAAUAUUGAAAUCUAUUAAAAAAGGACGGAUUCUUGAAAGACUUUUGACUCGUGGUGCAGAACUACAGUUGUUGCAUCAUCUUUACUUAAUAAACAAACUUGAACGCUAAGCGAUAAUAGCCGAUGAGCCUAGUACAGAUAGCAUGAGCGCCUUCACGUUUUGAAAGAGACGCCAUUUCAAGUGGAAUCUAAUAUUGUUCUAAGAGUUUAAAAGUAUUCAUGCAGUGAGAUAUUUAAAAUAUUGAAGCAGAAGAACAGCGGUUAACCGGCAGUUUUCGAGUAGUUUGGAUAAUAUGAGUAACUUCCAUGAAUCAACAAGUGUUUAGUGAUGUUCUCGUUAAAUUAUCACGUUUUUCAAUAAUUAUUGGGUAACAAUGAUUUGAAGAUAUUAAACGAUAAAAUCAAUUUUGUUUUAUGGAUAUAAAUAUACAGUCUCAAUUCUAUUCAUUCGAUGAGAAUUGAUUAAUAAAGUUUAAUCGAUCAUAAUAAGGCUUUCGAGAAACGUUACAGUCGAACUUUUACAAAUACUAUCGAUAAAUAGUACGGUCAUCAUUCUUAAAACAUCAAUGUGCACGUUUUGGAAAAUUUUCUAAGACUGAAAAUUGUUGUUGCCUUAAGGAAAGUACAGGUCUCUUAUUAUUAUAGUAUAUGAAUCAAUAUAUAAAAAGUUUCUUUUUCGAAAAAUGCCAUCUGUUAUAUCAAGUAACAAUUUUCUCAGGUUUAUUCCAACAUUCAUUGUAGCAAAUACAUAUCAAAUUCUAUCCUGUCAUAAAUCAUGUCAACAUUCCCAAUCAGGGCUUCGCGUGGAAUGGGAUGAGACGAAAACUAUCAUCUCAUGGGUCAAACGAUUAUAAUCUGUCCCACGGGAUGGGACAACUGAAAAAAACAUUUUCAUCCCAUCUCAUGAGACGUCUCAAUCGUCAAAUACUUUUUAAGAAGUUAAAUUCAUUUAACUAAUACUGAUCGACUGGAACUAUGAAAUGUCAUAUAAUUUCAUGCCAUAUUUCAAAAUUUUAUUACAAUGAAAUCCACUAUGUGAACUCCAGUUCUUUUCUUCUAAUUUACAAUGAAGCAUCAUUCUUUUUUUAAAUACAACAUUUUACAAAGUAGAAAAAAUAAGUAACAAAUGAAAAAUUAAAAUUUUUCAUUAAAUAUAAAAAAUAACUGCAAAGAAAUAAACAUAAAUCAACGUAUUAAAAAAUUCCAAUUUCAAAUAAUUGAACAAGUUUUAUAUUGUCCAUUUGAACGAAUAAAUAGAAUGUUAUUUACUUGAUCAGGAUCUAAUGCUGUUCGACGUUCAUUGAUUACGAGGCCAGCCCCACUGAACUGCCGUUCGACAACUGCAGAGGAAGCCGGUAUACAAUGAAUUUGACGGUGUGCCGUACUAACGCCGAAAGGAAAAAUGUCGAAAGAAAAAGAACGAAAAUGUUGAAAGGAAACAUAUCGAAAGAAAAAUGUAUAAAGGAAAAUUAUCGACAGGAAAAAUGUGGGGUGUGUGUGGGAGGAUAUGGGUGUGUGGUUGAGAAGAAGACUCACACCCGCACUCUACCCACACACCCACACCCACACAUCCGCAUCCACAUCCACACCCACACCCGUAAAUCACAACUAACGAAAUUCGGCAUUGGUUCAAAGUCUUCGUCUGCAUUUGAUUUCUUGGUCGGAAGACCGAAAAGCGGCCAACGAAUAGAAGACAAAUUACUUAUUGCGUUUUUAAUCACUUUAUAAUUUGAUAAAUCGGUUUUUAAUAAUCUGGUGAUUCGUUCAGCUGUGAAUUCAUAACAACCUGAUUUGAAUUGAAAACUUGAAGGUGAGAAUAACGUAACGAUAGACGAAGUCGAAGCGUGGGUGUGGGAUGUGGAUAUGGCGUGUUGACGAAGAGAAGAAUAAGACUCAUACUCCACACUCACACAUCCACUCACACCUAUACCCACACACUCCAUUCUCACACCUUCGACUAGCAGAUUGAUCCGUAUCAAAGAGAUAUAGAUUGGUCUGUUUUUGAAUUACAUUUCUUCUAUUUCGUUUUAAUUCAAGCACAUUUAUUUGUUAUUAUUCUUUUGUUAUUUAGUUUUUCGACAGGAAGUUGAUUACUGAAAAGAAAGAGUUGAUAGUAUCAGAUUGAGUUAGUCUUUUCGUCAAGAAAUAGGUUGACUGUUUUUCAAUCGAUUUAAAUAUUGGAUUUUAUACAGAUUCAUGCUAUAAACCAGCUGUUGACGUGUUUAGUUGGGCUGAAAUUGGGAUAGUGCAAGCUCUUAUUUCUACUCAUCACACAAAUAGAUUAUCUGUUAUUUUAAUUCAAUUUUCAAAUUGGGAGGGGUUUUGGAAAUGUUCUCAAUUUAAAUAUUGCAUUUUGUACAG
Molecule: messenger RNA, 7170 nt
Organism: Rotaria sp. Silwood1
Lineage: Eukaryota; Metazoa; Rotifera; Eurotatoria; Philodinida; Philodinidae
Source: the annotation of a GenBank genome assembly